This is a messenger RNA of Podarcis raffonei (Aeolian wall lizard), 1744 nucleotides long. RefSeq names its product SIL1 nucleotide exchange factor (gene SIL1). The transcript has 11 exons. The record is from RefSeq and is a predicted model, not a curated record. Lineage: Eukaryota; Metazoa; Chordata; Lepidosauria; Squamata; Lacertidae. Bases 265 to 1668 code for a protein of 467 amino acids.
CGGCCGCUCCUGAUUGGCGGAGCGUGUUGCAUUAACUUUUCCUUGGUGCUCGCGGAUCGGAGGAAGCGGUUGGUCUUGGAACUCCGCGAGCAGGCAGCUGGGCGCUCGCGCAUCGCAGCAUCUCUCCCCGGACGCACUGCGCAGCAUUCUAGUCCUCAGUGAGGUCUUGUUCCCAAACUGCGCUGCAGCCUCAGUGAAACCUUUCUACAGUGCUGCUCUAAUGAGGAACCCCUGAAUAUAGAGUCACAGAGGAGAGAGGUUGCAAUGUCUCGCAGCAUCGGCUGUCCACGAUCCAGUGUGAUUAAGCUCAGUUUCCUGGCUUUGCUGCUAUUUGUAACGAGUUUCCCUUCGUGCUUAAACGACAGAGUUGCAGAAUUUGCUCUCACAGAAAAAGUUGGUGAUUCGAAGGAAGAGGACAGUCAAGAGGGAGUGGUGGAGGAAAACGAUUUUGAUUCCGAAGACUUGGAAGUAUUCUACCCGACGAAUCAAUGGCAAACUGUCCGGCCAGGUCAGGCUGUUCCUGCUGGCUUACAUGUGCAAUUAAAUCUUCAGACAGGAGAAAAAUUAGCCAAGCUUCCAGAUAACGAAAAUAAGAAAAGUGACAUGAAAGACCCUCAGAAAAGUAAAGGGCUGGGGCACAUAGAUAUCGACCCGAGUUCAUUCACAACGCAAGAACUCAAGAAGGCUUUGUCUAAAAUGAAGAAAAACAUGAAGACAGAUGAUACACUGGCUCAAAAGGCUCAUCAGGAAGAUGUCAGGAGAAGAUUCCGUCCCAUUGAAAAACUUAAGGAAGAGUUCAGAGAGCUCAACCUGCAACUAGAAACAGACUUUGAAAUUAUGUUUAAAUUAAUCAACAAAUUCAACAGUUCCACUUCGACGCUGGAGGAGAAAAUAACAGCACUUCAUGAUCUCGAAUACUACGUUCAUCAGGUGGACAAUGCAAAAGAUUUGCUUUCCAUUGGGGGCCUCCAGCUUUUGAUUAAUGGGCUGAACAGCACGGAGCCGUUGGUGAAGGAAUAUGCGUCCUUCGUCCUGGGAGCUGCACUGUCCAGCAACCCCAAAAUACAAGUCGCUGCGAUUGAGGGUGGCGCUCUGCAAAAACUGCUGGUGAUUUUGGCCACAGAUCAGCCCCUGGCUGUGAAGAAAAAGGCUCUCUUUGCAUUGUCGUCCAUGUUGCGGCAGUUCCCCUACGCCCAGCAGCAGUUCCUCAAGCUUGGAGGCCUUCAAGUGCUUCGCCAUCUCUGCACAGAGAAAGGGACGGAGAUGUUGCACAUCCGCAUUGUGACGCUUCUCUAUGACUUAGUCGUGGAAAAGCUGUCGCUCAAGGACUCGCCGGAUGACGACGACCAGUUCCGGGAGAGAGCCCAGCAGUACAGCCAAGUGAUCUUGCUCCCAGCCAUUGUCGAACAAGGCUGGUGCGGGAUAAUUCCUAACCUCCUGAGGAUGCCAGAGCACGAUGCCAGGGAGAAGGUUUUGAAGACCGUGCAUGUGCUGCUAGCUUCCUGCAGGGACAGCUACAAAGCAGAUCACAGCCUCAGCCAUACACUGAGCCUCCUUCGCCAAGAAUACGAAGUGCUGGCGGCGGACGAACAAAAGGAAGGAGAAGAUGACGGCUAUUUUAAGGAAGUCCUCGGCUCUAUAAAUAGCCUGGCCCAGCAGCUGAAAUGAAGACUUUACCCUAGCCUUGCUGAGACGUUCGCUGGUACAUGUGGGGACGUUGCGCAGAAUAAACCACUGAACAAAC